This is a messenger RNA of Hippoglossus stenolepis (Pacific halibut), 3963 nucleotides long. RefSeq names its product protein kinase D4 (gene prkd4). The record is from RefSeq and is a predicted model, not a curated record. The coding region runs from base 115 to 2484 and encodes 789 amino acids. The transcript is spliced from 19 exons. Lineage: Eukaryota; Metazoa; Chordata; Actinopteri; Pleuronectiformes; Pleuronectidae. Gene Ontology annotation, molecular function: protein serine/threonine kinase activity; ATP binding. Gene Ontology annotation, biological process: protein phosphorylation.
CUCCUGGUGCAGACUCGACGACACACAGCCACUGAUCCGUCGCUGAGAUAAAACUCUGCCGCUGACGUUACAGAUCGGAGCUUGAAUGAACUGGGAUUAGAAAGCUGCGUCUCCAUGUCCGCAGCGACGGCUCUGGUCCAGUUCCAGCUCGGCCUGUUCAGGGAGGUGGUUCGAGUCCCGGCUGGGAACCUGAGCUACCGCCAUGCGAAGAGGCUGGCUGCAGAGGUCAUCGAGCGGAAGGCUCCAGACUGCAGCGUGGUCGGCGUCGGGGAGAAGAUUCUGCUGUUCAGACAUCAGCCUGACUCGGAGCAGCUGCUGCAGCGUCUGACCAAUCAGGACGAGCUGCAGGACGGAGACCUGAUCGAGGUCGUCAUCGCAGGGUCAGCCUCUGUGACUGAGAUGAGGAUCCGUCCACACUCCCUGGUGGUGCAGUCGUACCGGACCCCCACCUUCUGUCAUCACUGUGGGGAGAUGCUGUGGGGCCUCGUCCGUCAGGGGUUGAAAUGUGACGGGUGUGGAUUGGACUUCCAUAAACGCUGCGCUUUCCUGUUGCCCAACAACUGCAGCCGAGCACGACGUCGGGUCAGCACCAGCCUCUCUCUGUUCCCCCCCCGACGACCCCGGGCACACUCCCUCUCCAAUCAGGCCGGAGGCAGCCUGGAGGAGAUCAGCACCACCAGGCCCUCCUCCAGGCCUCCGUCCUGGGCAGAGCCCCCGGUGUGGCUGGGAGUGGGCGGAGGCAGGGUUCAGGUGCCUCACACCUUCCACAUCCACAGCUACACCAAACCCACCGUGUGCCAGCACUGCCACCGGCUGCUCAGAGGGCUCUUCAGACAGGGGCUGCAGUGCUCGGACUGCAGGUUCAACUGCCACCGCCGCUGCGAGCCUCUGGUGCCCAGGGCCUGUCCGGGCGAGAGGAGCCGCGCCAACGGGGAAGAAUCCACAGCAGCUGGUGACAGCGGUCCACCGGACCCAGAGGAUGAUGAGGUCAUCACCACGCCACACGCCUCUGAUGACGACAUGUCCUCUGACGGCGACUCCCCCGCCGACACCAAGGAAGUGGAGCAAGGGCGAGAACCAAUGAGUCCGUGCUUCAGCAGCAACAUCCCUCUGAUGAGACUCGUCCAGUCGGUGCACCACAGUAAGAGGAGAGCCGGGGGGGUCCUGAGGGAGGGGUGGCUGCUGCAUCACACCAGCACAGACACAAUGAGGAAACGUCAUUACUGGAUCCUGGACUGGAAGAGCAUCACCCUGUACCCGAGCGAGAGCAGCACCAAGUACUACAAAGAGAUCCCUCUGUCUGAGGUGCUGCAGGUCCGAGGCUCCGCCCAGCUCACCACGCCUCUGUCACCAGGAGACGGCGCCCACUCCUUUGAGGUGGUGACGGCCUCGCUGGUGUACUGCGUGGUGGCCGGAGAGGAGGGGCCGGCGUGGGAGAGCGCCAUCCACCAGGGCCUGAUGCCCGUGGAGAGCAGCGGGGGAGGGAGCGGCGAGGAGGAGCACGAUCAACGUUCACACAGCGCGGACGUCAGCUCCGUGUAUCAGAUCUUUACAGACGAGGUGCUGGGGUCGGGGCAGUUUGGAGUCGUGUACAGAGGUACUCACAGGAAGUCGGGGCGAGCAGUCGCCAUCAAGGUCAUCGACAAGACUCGUUUUCCCACCAAACAAGAGACUCAUCUGAGGAAUGAAGUUUCCAUCCUGCAGAAUCUGUCACACAACGGUGUGGUUCUGUUGGAGGGGAUGUUCGAGACCGUCCAGUACGUCUUUGUCGUCAUGGAGAAGCUCCACGGAGACAUGCUGGAGAUGAUUCUGUCCAAUGAGAAAGGACGACUCCCUGAACGCAACACGCGCUUCCUGGUGAUGCAGAUCCUCGAGGCGCUGCGUUACCUGCACUUCAAACACAUCGCUCACUGUGACCUCAAACCGGAGAACGUUCUCCUGGCCUCGGCCGAGCCCCUCCCUCAGGUGAAGCUGUGCGACUUCGGCUUCGCCCGCAUCAUCAGCGAGAAGUCCUUCCGCCGCACGGUGGUGGGGACGCCGGCCUACCUGGCGCCCGAGGUCAUCAGCAGCAGCGGCUACAACCGCUCGCUGGACAUGUGGUCAGUGGGCGUGAUCAUGUACGUGAGCCUGAGCGGGACGUUCCCCUUCAACGAGGACGAGGACAUCAAACAGCAGAUCACCAACGCCACCUUCAUGUAUCCACGGCAACCGUGGGCCUCCAUCUCACUGGAGGCUGUGAGUCUCAUCAACAACCUGCUGCGGGUGUCGCUCAGACAGAGGUUCAGCGUGGGCAGAGCUCUGGGACACCCCUGGCUGCAGGACUUCCAGCUGUGGUGCGACCUCCGGGCGUUCGAGCAGAGGAUGGGCUGCAGGUACCUGACGCACCGAGGGGACGAGGAGCGCUGGACACGCUUGGCCCAGGAGAGAGGCCUGGACUUCCCCUCCCACCUCUGCUGGGAGCCUGACGACGACCCUGACAUGUGAGGUCGGGGGUUCAAGGUCAGACAUUCAGUCUUUAGAUCCUGAUUCGUUAGUCAGCAGUGAACCACAUGACGUCGUUACACUUGUUUUACUGUGGUCAACUUUAGAGUUUAAGAAACACCGUGUAGCUGUUAGUGAGCAACAGCGCCCCCUGCAGCCACACAUGGUGAUUAACUGUGAGUCUCCUUGAUCCACGUCGUUUGUCAAGCUGCUGUUUUGCUUUAAGGGAAAAUGGAAGAAUCAAGAGAAACCAAUCACCCUUAAGUUUUAAUGAAAAUAACGACACGAGAAACUAGUGUUUAAUCAUUUGUUUUAUUCCAAGUUGUGGUGUUUUGCGUGGCACUGUGUGAAAGUGGGUUUUGGUGGCGUCAGUGAUGAACAGUGAGUUGAGGAUGAAGGACGGAGAAGAAUGAGGAGAACUCGCACUGCUUUAAUCAUGGCCGACCUGUCAUUAACCCCACGAGCCCCUCGCUGACAGAGGUCUGCCACGGUCCCACGUACAGGAUCGAUUCUUCUUUAUCAGUCCGCAACUUCCCUGACGCCCUGUCGUCUGUCUCACUGCUCGACGCCCCCUCUCUAAGCCCCUCCUCCUCCGGAGAGGCGUGGGACGUCUCUCUGUGGCCAUAACGUUUGUCUUUCCGUCUUCCCUCUGAGCCACGGCCCUCUCACUUUUAUCUUCAUUUACCCACAGUGCUUUGCUUCGAGUUGCUCUCUCUCCGUUUAUCACUCAGCCCUUCAGAGUCUAGAUUCUCUCAUUCAUCCUCCGUUUGUUCCUGCGCUUCCUAAAGGUUCUAAGAUCCCCGGGAUAAAGAUGAUAGUUGCUAACGUUCAUGUUUCACAGUGGUACUUUUAAUGUUUCACUUGAGAGUGUUUGGUGGUUACGCUCGGGCCACACGGGCUGCGUGAGCGUCGCGUGGGCGCCGCAGAGAGUUGAGCUUUGGUUCUCAGGUUGGGACUAAACUGAGCCGUGCUGCUCUUCUGGAGCCGGAGUUCACCGAGCUCGGUUCGAACACACGAAGAGAAUCAAAUACGUCACAAACAUCUGCAGCACUUCCUGUUUCAGAGUAAAAGCACUCCAGCGUUUCUGUUGACAAUAACAAGAUAAGUAUUGUAGUUGCAGGACCAGAAGCUGCGUUUAGUUAACGCAGUACUUUUAUUCCAGAAAACACAGUAAUUAUACCAGUACCCUGACUUGCAGCUAGCAGACACGCUGCCUGUGUGAACGCACGAGACGCGGCCGCCACGCGCUGCUCACGCCCUCGGUGUGGCCCGGACUCGAACCCCUGACUUUCCUCUGCUGACCGCGACGCUAACAGGCUGCUGACGAUGGGUUUUACACGAUUUAAGAGUCUGAGACUCGCAGCAUUUCUAAACUUCAACAUAGCAUGCAUCUGCACAAAUACACAACCAACAAGCCAACUGACCAACCAGCUUUUUCAUCACAUUUUCUUCUUUAAUUACCCUUCUACAAAAAUAUGUCAU